AAAUAGCUGGACAGGCGCUUCCCAUUCAACCAAGAUGGCGGAAACAGAAUUUAAUGUUGACAGCCUCAUCGGGCGACUUUUAGAAGCCCGAGGGCGCCCAGGGAAGACAGUUCAGAUGACAGAGGCCGAGGUGAGGGGACUCUGUCUGAAGUCCAGAGAAUUGUUCCUAAGCCAGCCUAUUCUUCUAGAAUUAGAAGCUCCCUUGAAGAUUUGUGGUGAUAUUCAUGGCCAGUACUCGGACCUACUUAGGCUAUUUGAAUAUGGUGGCUUCCCACCUGAGGCAAACUACCUCUUCCUUGGAGAUUAUGUAGACAGAGGAAAGCAGUCCUUAGAAACGAUAUGCCUACUUCUUGCCUAUAAAAUCAAGUACCCAGAAAACUUCUUCUUGCUAAGAGGGAACCAUGAGUGUGCGAGUAUCAACAGAAUAUAUGGAUUUUAUGAUGAAUGUAAAAGAAGAUAUAAUAUAAAGUUAUGGAAAACAUUCACAGAUUGUUUCAAUUGUCUUCCAAUAGCAGCAAUCAUAGAUGAGAAAAUUUUCUGUUGUCACGGUGGUUUAUCUCCAGAUCUCCAAUCAAUGGAACAGAUUCGUCGCAUCAUGCGCCCCACAGAUGUGCCAGACACCGGCCUCUUAUGUGACUUACUCUGGUCUGAUCCUGAUAAAGAUGUCAGUGGUUGGGGAGAAAAUGACCGAGGUGUCUCAUUCACAUUUGGUGCAGAUGUCGUAGCCAAAUUCCUGAAUCGCCAUGAUCUUGAUUUGAUAUGUAGAGCUCACCAGGUAGUUGAAGAUGGUUACGAAUUCUUUGCCAAACGUCAACUUGUGACAUUAUUCUCUGCACCUAAUUACUGCGGAGAGUUUGACAACGCCGGUGGAAUGAUGUCAAUUGAUGACACAUUGAUGUGUUCUUUCCAAAUUCUCAAGCCAUCAGAGAAGAAAGCCAAAUACCAGUAUGGCGGUAUUCACACUGGACGCCCCAUCACGCCACCACGUGGACCAAAUCAGAAGAAGAAGUAGAUAGUAUCGUUUCCACUGAUUGCUUCAGCUACUGUCAGUCAUUGGUCACCUUGUCAGGACUAAGUGUGCACAACCAAUUGUGCAAAUAACAGCAUCUUUUCAAUGAGGCUUAAAACUCCAAAUUUUCUGCAUGCGAUAGCACUCAUUACUCUGAUACGCAAUAUCAAACUGAUUUCUAUUGCAUGUUGCAGUGAUUACCCCUGCAGACCAUGCAAUAAAAGUUGCUUGUCUGCAGUGUGCCUGCGGACAUGAAGGAAAUUUGACAUGUUUCCUUUACAUUUACCUUUACCAGUAGAACCCCUCUCUAUUAGGGACACCUUGGGACUGACGAAUUCUGUACCUGGACUAAUUAGAGAGAUGUCCUUAUUAUAGAGUUGACCAACUUGGGACAAAACACUUCAUUUGAUUUUGUCCUACUCAGUCCUGGCAAGGUUUAAAGUUUUUGCAGUAAAUUCGUUUUGAUGAAUCUCAAAACCAAAUUCCUUAACAAUGAUAAGGUUAGAAGAUAUUUAGGUCAUUUUCUCAGAUGUAAAAAGCACUCUUAUAAGGUGUCAACAUUAAUUUCUGGGUCUUUUUUCCGCCAAACUAGAAAUAUAUGAAAGACUUAUCAUUUGUGCAAAAAGCUAUCACUUUGCUUUGAAGGAAUUGGUUUUUUGGUUUGUCUGAAGUUAUUAUGUCGCCUCCGUUUUUGCCAGGGUAACACUUUGUACUAGGCUGCUUUCAAGAUCUUAGCCCCCACUGGUGGAUCUGAGCUGUAUUGUGGGGAACAAAAAUGGUUGACUUGUGAGGUCAGUCUUUGUGAUCCAUAUUUCAGCAAAGUUUACGUAGGCACUUCACCACAAGAGGUGCUCAUCUGAAAAGUGGCAAAUUCUCACAGAGUCAAAGAAACAGAGCUGUCUUCCUCUUCGUUGAAUUGAACAAUAUUCUGAGGUUUGAUUGGAAGUACUGACAUUUCAGGCACUUGUGAGUAGUUUUGAAACUGAUCAGUUUUUGAGGCUCUUAGCUUUCUGCAUGACCCAUUUCUCAUCCAUUUAUUGGAUCCUUGAGCCAACUGAUGUCCCUAUUUCUGAUGUAUAAAUCUACUUGUUACCAAGUAUUCAAUCUUGUGUUAGCAGAUAAAUUGUUUCAAGACGUUUGUGUUUUUGUAGUAUCUGUAUAUAUAAAAUUUCAUCGUGACUAUUGUUGCUGUCAGUUCGAGGGUUUCCACCAGGAUUUAUGUUUUGUAACCAUUUGGUGAUUUUGACCAAUAUAACCAACUAAUAAGAAAAUAAUUUGGUAUUUAUUUCAUUGCUUUUUUCCCAUUACACAGUGUUUGUUACCAGUCUUGUACAUUUACAAGUACAAGUAUCAGUUGAGUUCAUUGAAAAAUUUAAUGUCUCAUUUUGGUACUGCAAUCAUGUGUUAAAAUUUCUUGAACUUUAUUUUAGAUGUCCAUGCUUUGUACAUAGGCAAACACCAGUAUCGCUCUUUAACUAUGCAAGCCACUGUAGGGCAUUGAGGGCAGGUAUUGUCGGUACUAUAAGUUCAUGAAGUACAAGUUUGUACUGGGCAGUUUUUGAAACAGAAGUAAAUUCUGCAUUUGAGCUUGAGUUAUAAUGCAGUUGAAUUUUAAAUCCUGGUACAAGUAAUUGGUAACCAUUUAGAUCUGGUCUAUUGAAAUAUACUCUGUGAGACCAUUUUCUGAGGUAUUUUUAGCUCUAAUCCUUAUUCCAAUCUUUAUGUUAAACCAAUGAAGAGAGAGUUGCAGUAGAAUAGAAAUUAAGAAGCGAUGCCGCCACUGAAUGGCUAUUCCUUCCUUUGAUUCAAGCAAACUUGAGCAGAAUAUGAAAAAUCUAGCAAAGACGAUUAUAAAUGAUGUAAGUUUUCUGUUUUUACUUCUUAGUAAUUUCAUGUUGUAUGUAUACAAAGCCGUAUACAAUGUAGGAGGUGGGAGUCUCGUUUGAAGAUAGUAGCUAUUUAUAUUGUCGUGAACUAUGCUAAUGGUCACAUUUUACUUUCUGGGGUUCAUGGUGCUAUUAGCUUGAACUCUCUCGGCAUUCUGGAUAAGAUUCAUCUGUUGCUAAGUAAAAUAACCUCUUUGCAGGUCUUUUCUGAAAAUCAAAGUCAGCUAAAUGAAGAGUAACUCUGCCAAUGAAAGUUAUAUUUGGCAUAAUUAUUGUGCUUUGUUUCUCAAAUUGUUGUUUUGUUUGUCUUGUUGUACUUAAAUUGUCCCAUGUCUUUGUGAGAAAAAUAGUGGUGAUCGUCAUGCGGACACCUUGAAGGGGGAGUAAUGGAUAUCUGGUAAAACCCAUGAGCACCCAAGGUAUUAAAGAAAGCCGACUUCAUUUGCAAGUAUAGAACAUUUUUGCGACUUCUUGUAAGCAUUGUUGGUCAAUAUGCACGCCAACGCACUUCAAUCUUUUUGACAUUGCAAGAUUUUGUAUUUGAAGAUGUCCCAAAACGGUUUUGUAAUCACUGUUUGGUUUGGUUUGGUUUUUGAAAAAAUUAAAUAAACUUGUUGAUUUUGUGUAGUUUUCAUUUGGUGCCUAUGUGAAUAGUUUUGAGAUACAGGUACAUGAAGGUCAUCUGGAAACUUUGAAGUGUACAGAUGUUUUAACUGUAAAUGAUUGUAGAUUUAUUGUUGUUAGAAGUUUUGUAAUUAUGCAUGUUGCUUUGUAAUGUAAAUCAAAUUUAGAUUGUUUAUUCUUGAAUCUUUGUGGAUAAGUUUAUAGAGCAAAGGUUUUUGUUUUACUUGAACAGUUUAACCCUUUGAAGACUGAAUAAAGGAAACAUUUUUCUUUCAAUUCAAUAUUCUAAAACAUGAAUUUAAUAACCUUAAUUUGUUUUUGAAUCAUUUAUCCAUUUCAAUCAAAUCCAUCAUAUCAAGUACAUGUAUGUAUAAAGAAAAGUCUUUAUGUAUUCUUGAUGAAAUUGAUGAUAUACAUGUACGAAAAAUGGGUUAAUCAAAUACCUUUGUUGUUUUUCUAAUGAUACAUAGUUUCUGGUGUUCUUCAUUCAUAUUUAUAUCAGUUUCAAUUGAUGGUAUCAAUAUUUCCAUGUUACAUCUUUUAUUUUGGAAUAUUCUCAAAUAUGUCCCCUUUAUUCUCCAACUUCCUGUCAGUUGUAAAAUGUAAAAAAUUAAUGGUGUGGUGAUGACACUUCUUAGUGAUUCAGAUCGCCUACCUGUGUUCCCUCCCAAAAAAGGUAAUAGGUUUUUAAUUCUUCACAUUAGCUUGGCCUAUGCAGCUGUAGUUGUGCUGAAUGCAUGCUUUACUUUAGGUUGCAUGCAUGCCAUUGGUUCACAAAUGCUAUUUAUAAACAACAUAUCCUCAUAAAACCUGCAUUGAACUACAUGUACCCCAAUGACCAAAUAUACAAAAAGGUAUCUGAAAUUGAAAUUGUUUUUAAGAAAGUCAGUAAGGUUCUUUGAUAUGAUCUCUUAGUUUUUCUGACUGAAAUGAUGGUUAAAAUAUUGUAGACAUUAAAGUAUUUCAUGACAAACUUUGUCUCUGAGGCAGGAAAACAAUUACAACUGUCUAAAGUCUCCCAUUCUUGUUUUAAGUUGAAAGCUACUGAUACACUACAAGUGCUGAUUGGAGUGUUUGGAAUUUUAUAUUGUUUAACUCUAGUUCAACUUUUUAAUAAAAGUUUAAUGAAUGCA
Lineus longissimus is the source of this 4652-nucleotide messenger RNA. Its product is annotated as serine/threonine-protein phosphatase PP1-beta catalytic subunit-like. Gene Ontology annotation, cellular component: cytoplasm; nucleus. The record is from RefSeq and is a predicted model, not a curated record. Bases 35 to 1012 code for a protein of 325 amino acids. The transcript is spliced from 7 exons. Gene Ontology annotation, molecular function: protein serine/threonine phosphatase activity. NCBI's taxonomy places the organism in Eukaryota, Metazoa, Nemertea, Pilidiophora, Heteronemertea, Lineidae.